This is a messenger RNA of Penicillium macrosclerotiorum, 1509 nucleotides long. Its product is annotated as translation initiation factor eIF2 subunit gamma. Gene Ontology annotation, molecular function: translation initiation factor activity; tRNA binding; GTPase activity. Gene Ontology annotation, biological process: positive regulation of translational fidelity; formation of translation preinitiation complex. Gene Ontology annotation, cellular component: eukaryotic translation initiation factor 2 complex; cytosol. The record is from RefSeq and is a predicted model, not a curated record. Lineage: Eukaryota; Fungi; Ascomycota; Eurotiomycetes; Eurotiales; Aspergillaceae. The coding region runs from base 1 to 1509 and encodes 502 amino acids. The transcript is spliced from 6 exons.
AUGGCCACCAACGGCGACUUCUCCGACGAGUCCCUUCCCGGGAGUCCCAACCUCGAUGCCAACCAAGCCCAGGAUUUCGAGGACCAGGAGCCUCUUGACGCGAAGCCCCUCAAGUCUGCUAUGAAGAAGACCGACUCUGCGCCUAUUCAGCCUGCGCGUCCUUGGCUGCCUGAGCAACCCGACCCAGCGACUCUUGAUCUCUCAACUCUGAGCCCUUUGUCACCCGAAAUUAUCGCCCGUCAAGCCACCCAGAAUAUCGGCACAAUCGGCCACGUCGCUCACGGAAAAUCCACUGUUGUCAAGGCCAUUUCCGAAGUCCAGACCGUCCGCUUCAAGAACGAGUUAGAGCGAAACAUUACCAUCAAGCUCGGUUACGCCAAUGCCAAGAUCUACAAGUGCGAUAACCCCGCUUGCCCCCGGCCUACCUGCUACAAGAGCUAUAAGAGUGAGAAGGAGAUUGAUCCGCCUUGUGAGCGUGAUGGAUGUGAGGGAACAUACCGCCUGCUUCGCCAUGUGUCCUUCGUCGACUGCCCCGGUCACGAUAUUCUCAUGAGCACUAUGCUUUCGGGUGCCGCCGUCAUGGACGCUGCUCUUCUCCUGAUCGCCGGAAACGAAACCUGCCCUCAGCCCCAGACCUCCGAGCAUUUGGCUGCUAUCGAGAUCAUGAAGCUCAGCCAUAUCAUCAUUCUGCAGAACAAGGUGGAUUUGAUGCGUGAGGACGCUGCUCUGCAGCAUUACCAGUCCAUUCUCAAGUUCAUCCGUGGUACUGUUGCCGACAACUCGCCUAUUAUCCCGAUCUCCGCCCAGCUUAAGUACAACAUCGAUGCUGUCAAUGAGUACCUCGUUUCGUCCAUCCCCGUUCCCCUUCGUGACUACACCGCGAGCCCGAAGAUGAUGACUAUCCGAUCCUUCGACGUCAACAAGCCCGGUGCCGAGAUCGAUGAGCUUAAGGGUGGUGUUGCUGGUGGUUCCAUUUUGACCGGUGUCUUGCGACUGGAGGAUGAGAUUGAGAUCCGUCCCGGCCUGGUCACAAAGGACGAGCAUGGAAAGAUCCAGUGCCGCCCCAUUUUCUCCCGUAUCGAGACCCUCUUCGCCGAACACAACUCUUUGCGAUUCGCAACCCCUGGUGGCCUUAUCGGUGUUGGAACCCGCAUCGAUCCCACCCUGUGCCGUGCUGAUCGUCUGGUCGGCUUCGUUCUUGGUCACCGUGGCCAGCUUCCUGCCAUCUAUACUGAAAUUGAGGUCAACUACUUCCUGCUCCGCCGUCUUCUGGGUGUCAAGACUGCCGAUGGAAAGCAGGCUAAGGUUGCCAAGCUGGCUAAGAACGAGGUUCUCAUGGUGAAUAUCGGCUCAACUGCCACCGGUGCCAAGGUUCUGGGCGUGAAGGCCGAUGCUGCUAAGCUCAGCCUGACCAGCCCCGCCUGUACAGAGAUUGGAGAAAAGAUUGCCAUCUCCCGAAGAAUCGAUAAGCAUUGGCGUCUGAUCGGUUGGGCCAACAUUGUCGCGUAA